Messenger RNA from Adelges cooleyi (spruce gall adelgid), 1475 nucleotides. It is a transcript of the gene Cib2, whose product is annotated as calcium and integrin-binding family member 3. The transcript has 5 exons. The record is from RefSeq and is a predicted model, not a curated record. NCBI's taxonomy places the organism in Eukaryota, Metazoa, Arthropoda, Insecta, Hemiptera, Adelgidae. Bases 29 to 598 code for a protein of 189 amino acids. Gene Ontology annotation, molecular function: calcium ion binding.
UGUUAAAUACAAUAUAGUGUGUACAAGUAUGGGCAACAAGGUGGUCACGUUCACCGAGGCGCAACUGGAGGAUUACCAGGACUGCACUUUUUUUACCAGGAAGGAAAUACUUAGGGUGUACAAGAGGUACAGAGCCAUAUGUCCGGAAGUAGUGCCGAAAAAAAUGACAGGCGACGAACCAGUGAACAUCCAAGUGCCACAGGAACGAAUCGAGCAACUUCCCGAGCUCAAGGAAAACCCGUUCAAACAACGCAUAUGUCAGGUGUUCUCCAAAGAGGGCAACGGUUCGUUGAGUUUCGAAGAUUUUUUGGACUUGCUGUCGGUGUUCAGCGAACAAGCCCCGAGGCAAAUCAAAGUGUUCUACGCUUUUAAAAUCUACGAUUUCGACAACGACCAUCACAUCGGACCGACCGACUUGGAACAAGUGUUGAAGCUGUUGACCCGAGGUCAGCUUUCGGCCGAAGAAGUGGUCCAGGUGUGCGAGAAGGUCAUAGAAGAAGCCGACGUGGACGGCGACGGGAAAUUGUCUUACAUGGAGUUCGAGCACGUCAUACUGAGGGCGCCAGAUUUUUUGGGAACUUUUCACAUCAGAGUUUGAAAAAUUUUCCAUUUCCGACUUGUGAGCGCCCGUUUCGGCAAAAUUAUUAUUCGAACACGCUUUUGUACGAUUACCUUUUUUUUUCUUUUCAUACGUUUAAUGACGAGGACUGGCUUUAUAUGAUUGCCUACCCGAUCACAGAUGUCGGUUACGAAGGAUUUAUUUAUUUAUAUAAUUAUUUGUCAACUGGACCACCCUCACACCUGUAACCUCUCUCUUUUUACACUGUCCCUUUUACAAAUUAUACAUCGUAAAUACACAACAUGAUAUUUUCUGAAUAUUGUUUAUUAGUCUAUAAUAAAAAAAAAAUGUGUUUGUUUUUUUAAAAUUAUGUACACACAGUUAUACAGUACAAAUAUUGUUAACUUAAAAUUAACUGUAUAAAUUGAGCUUUUUCCAAACGACAUGAGAAAUAUUGAUUAUACUUAUAAAUAUUUUUACACGGCACCGAGUAAAAUUACUGAUGGAAAUUUUUUUUUAUGUAAUACUAAUUAUUAUAACUUUACAUAAUUUGUUUAUUGGUUAGAGUUAACAACAUUUUGGUUAAGUAUUAAACAUUUGUUUGCUUUGGAUUAACUUUUGGCCAACUUUGUCUCGAGCGAUACAAUAAUGUGGUCCCAGUGAUUGUGAACAGGACCAGUGGCGGUCAAACGUCUUAAAAAUCAGGUCCGCCACUGGAUGAGGUAAUCCGUUAUGUAAUUUACAAAUCGCAAUGAACUUUAAAACAUUAUGAGUAAACAUUAUACCACUUUAAGAAGAACGCUAGAAUGCUGAGUGUUAUUGUCGAUAAAAACGAUUGAAACAGUUACAAUAAAGUGAUUUUUUAAAAAUAUAUAUUCUAAAAUUAAUGUUAAGUACUUAAAGGCCCAAAAGCGUG